UGCUGGAUGAAGGAGUAGGUCUACAGAAGGUAGAAACGGAGAGAGAUAGAAAGUGAGAUAGAGAAAGGGAGGGAGGUGCGGGGAAGUGACACCCAGGAAGCGCUUUAUGUAAAAUGGGGGACGACCGACCUUUUGUGUGCACCGCCCCAGGAUGUGGCCAGAGGUUCACUAAUGAAGACCAUCUCGCUGUGCACAAACACAAACAUGAGAUGACUCUGAAGUUUGGACAGACCAGAACAGACACAGUCAUUAUUGCAGAUCAGACGCCCACUCCCACUCGUUUCUUGAAGAACUGUGAGGAGGUGGGACUGUUCAGUGAGCUCGCCGGCUCCUUUGAACAGGAGCUACGCAAAACACAGGAGGAGGACAGAGUCAAAAACACGCCCCUGGCUCUUCAGACUCCGUCUGAAAUUAAGGAGAAGGAGGGUCCUCUGGAGAUUGACUCCUCCCCCCCGGACAGCCCUGACUCCACUCCUGGGAUAACGUACAGUAAAGAGACGGUUGCCAUGGCGAGAGAGCCUGCCGCCACCGUAAUGAAGACCAAGGACACGCCUCCAAGGACAACUGUAGGCUCCGCCCCUACACCCACCAUAGUGAGGCCAGGGUCCCUCCCCCUUCACCUAGGAUACGACCCUAUGAACCCCACACUGCCCUCCCCAACAUCUGUCAUAACCCGGACUCCGCCCUCCAACAGACUCAGUUCUCCGUCUGGUUCAUUCCCUGUGCUCAUGCAGCUGCCCACCAGUCAGACUGGUCCCCUACUGCCCAGCCCCGGGCAGACUUCAGUCAUCUCGCUGGCCAGGUCAGCGGGCACUGUGCCCAAUGUCCCAGGGAUUCCAGGCCCUCCGAUUGGUGGAAGUAGCAGUGGCUCCUCCUCUCCAUCUGGAUACAACACACACACUGAUGCCAAGAUGAGGCUGAAAGCGGCACUGUCUCAGCAAAGUCUGAGUAAUCUGGCUUUACAUCAGAGAACAGAACCAGCCCCAGAGAGUCAGACAACCACUCAACCACAGGUGACUCCGGCGGUGGGGCGGGGCGGCCGGCGGCGUCGGGGGGCGGAGACAGAGCCGGACGAGCGGCGGCGGCGGUUUUUGGAGAGAAACAGAGCAGCAGCAUCACGCUGCCGACAGAAACGAAAAAUCUGGGUGAACGCUUUAGAAAAACGAGCAGAGGAGCUGGCCACUACUAAUGCCACACUCACUACUGAGGUGACAUCAUUGCGAGCAGAGGUGACGCGUCUGAAGGAGCUUCUGUUAGCACAUAAGGACUGUCCUGUCACAGCCAUGCAGAAAAAAGCCUACAUAGCUGCGGGUGUGGAUGAGAGCUCAGCCGCGGCGUUGGUGAUGCCAGUGUCCGUACCGGCGGCUGUCUCCGUGAACGGUUUGAGUGUGCGUGCGGCGGAGGCUGUGGCUGUACUUGCCGGCAUGGGCUCCGGCCAAUGGGGUGGCUCCACCGGAGAGGGAUCCACCCAAUCACAGCCCACUUCAAGAUGAUGAGCUGGCAGACUGGCCAGUAGGAACUGAGUUUGUUGUGGGCCUGAGCCAUUGACUGGACGUUAAAAUGGAAUCAUGUUCCACAUCUUCCCAGCCCCCUAAAAACUGUCUGUCAAAGUGUGUUUGGACAUGCCCCGCUCCUGCCUCCCCCGGCUCUGAGAGAGCCUCUGUAAGCCUGGGCAUAAGGAGCUUUCUGCUGUAGUUGAGCUUUGCCCCGCCCUUUUAGCCUUUUAGCCAGUCAUAGCUCUUACUGGCCUGAGUGACAGGAGUGUCCGUCCUGUCACAGCACAUUUUAUGGACUAUAGCACUGCAAUGACACUUCUGAUCACAUACACGCACGCGCACACGGACCCAUACACACACAC
Chanos chanos (milkfish) is the source of this 1858-nucleotide messenger RNA. RefSeq names its product activating transcription factor 7b (gene atf7b). The transcript has 12 exons. Gene Ontology annotation, molecular function: DNA-binding transcription factor activity. The record is from RefSeq and is a predicted model, not a curated record. Gene Ontology annotation, biological process: regulation of DNA-templated transcription. Bases 114 to 1493 code for a protein of 459 amino acids. Lineage: Eukaryota; Metazoa; Chordata; Actinopteri; Gonorynchiformes; Chanidae.